Messenger RNA from Pezoporus occidentalis (night parrot), 2244 nucleotides. RefSeq names its product phospholipase A2 group III (gene PLA2G3). The record is from RefSeq and is a predicted model, not a curated record. NCBI's taxonomy places the organism in Eukaryota, Metazoa, Chordata, Aves, Psittaciformes, Psittacidae. Gene Ontology annotation, biological process: phospholipid metabolic process; arachidonate secretion. Gene Ontology annotation, molecular function: A2-type glycerophospholipase activity.
AUGGUGGUGGAAAGGGACUGGAGUAGCAAAAGAGGCUGGCGGGGGGUUCCUCCUGCAUCCCGCUCCUCCUGCUCACCUCCCACGGGGGGGGGCGGGGCCGGCGUGGACCAAUCAGCUUUGUGCCCACCGGCCGGCUGGCGCACGGUUAAAGGGGGGGGCGGUGUACGGGGUGCUGCGCGCCCGCACGGAGCUAGCCUGCGCGGUGGCGCGCGGUACGCGCCCUUCCUGAGCCGCUGGGCCCCCGGCCCGGCAGCGCUGGUGGAGAGCGCCUGGGCUGGGCGGGGCCGUCCCCGCGCCUGCUGGGUCCGCCGCGACCCCCGCCUGCAGCGCCGCCCGCCCGCCGCCCCCGGUGCCGCACAGAGGAGGGACCCGGCGGCGCUGGGGCGGCGCCGCGCGUCCUGUGCCUAACCCGCGCCGCCGGAGCCUCCGCGCCGCCGCCGACGGGGCUGAACCUUUCCGGAAAUGCUGUGGUGCGGGGCCGGUGGCUUGGUGGGGAAUGCCCGCGAGCUGGCUACUGAGUGGGGAGGGCGAGGAGGGAGCAGCGGUCAGGCGCACCCCAUCCUCCCGUCGGAGCUGUCCUCACCGACGCUGCCCGUAGGUCUCUUCCGCGGCCCCGACCGGUGCUGUCGUGAGCACGAUCAGUGCUCGGUGCAGAUCACGGCGCUACAGUUCAGCUACGGCAUCCACAACUACCGCCUGCAUACCAUAUCCCACUGUGAAUGUGAUGCCGGAUUCCGGCAGUGCCUGCUGGACCUCAACGACACCAUCUCCAACAUCAUCGGAGUCACAUUUUUCAACCUGCUGGAGGUGCCGUGCUUCGUGUUGGAGUGCAAGGAGUGCGUCUAGUGGCACUGGUGGGGAGGGUGUGAGCGUUAUGGUGUAGUACUGGCCAGGGUGGUGCAGCAGUGUCAGAACUACAGCCUGCCCCCAGAGGCGACUGGCAGCCCUGCUGUGGACAAGGCUGGUGGAUACGGCCACGAGCAGGCACAGUGGGGGCUGGAGGCUACGACCCCAACAGCAAUGACCAUGUUGCAGCAGGACCUUGCUGGAGGAAGCACACCCUGCCUGCCCUCAGGAUGGCAGCAUCCAAUCCAGCCCAGCUGUGGAGUGGUGCAGAGCCCCCCGAUGACUGUUGUGGCAGGGUGCAGACAGCAGCAGGGUGAAUGGGCGCUGGGGGUAGAGCAUGAAUCACAGCUGGGGUGUCCCAAGGUCUCAGCACAUGUUGGUUGUGUGCUGGGGGUGCCCCUCACUGCCCUGCUGUCCUCAGGCCUGGGCAGGGUGUGCAAGAGCUACAAGCACUUGGAUAAGUGUGAGCACUAGAUUGUACCCAGCGAAGUGAAGUACCAGCUGCACAACAUGGAAAUGAUGCUCUUCCACUGCAACUGCAUUCACAGGUUGGCAUGGUUCCUGCACAGGAUGAGCGACCUCAGUGACAUGGAGCUGGCUUUCCUGGCCAACCACAUUACCACAGACUGCUUUGUUCUAGAGCCACCCACUGACUGCAGCCUCCAUAAAGGUUCACAAGUCACCAGUAUUGCAGCAGCCCGGGCUGUGCUAGUACCUGUAUGUUGUCUCAAAAAGACCCUGAGACGCUAGGAUUCUUUGCAUGUGAACUCCAGGGCCAAGCAUCCAGACUGGAAGACACAGCACAGUGGUGUCACUCUCUAUGAGCAAUGCCUUUGGAUGACCUUGAAGCAGAAGCGUUGUGCUCAGUUUCACACCAUGCCCUGAUGAUGCCUGAGUACUGCUUCCUGUGGGGAGGAAAAUGUCCUGUGCUGCAGCCAUGAGGUGAAGCUACUCAAUUUCUGGUUCCUGAGACAGAGGAUGUCACAAGGUGCAACUGCUGGGGUGACUGCAUGGAGCUGGGGGAUGCCACAGCUGGAGCAGGUGCAAGCAGAUGGACUGAGAAGACUCUUAGGAUGAGGGGGUUGUGUAUGCAGCAGUGGCUGCCAUCCAUGAGCAUCAAAGCAGGUGGAAAGAAAGAGGAGGGCUUGGGAAAGUGGAACCCCACCCUCUUUAGUCCCUGUUGUUCUCUGGGGCACACAGGUCCUCCCAGGCAUGGGGGACAGCACUGCCCCCAACCUGGGUUUGUGCCUCUUCAGCUGGGGCGGCUGAGCACUGUGGUGUGAUCCAACCCCCUUCCACAGCCAGGGUGGGAUGGGCACUGGUGAGCUGGGCUGGCUCUAAGGAGGGGUUCAGUCCCUGUGUGCAGAAGAUGAAUACAGGAUGGUCUGAGUGUGGUGC